AUGGUUUCAUGUUCUAAAGUCUUUUUAUCAAUAGUUGGGAUAUUCCUGUUUACAACAUUAGCUUUCGAAAAAGAUGUCCCAUCUAAUCAACAAAUAUUAAAUGGCGAGACUAUAAUUGAUAAUGGUACGAAUGACUUGAUUGUUGUUAACGCAAGUAUAUCUGAAUUAUUAAAUCAACCAUAUAAUGAAAAAACAGAUUUUUCAUCAAAUUGGCAUGGAUUAAAAGAACAAAAUAAAAAAUCAAUUAAUAAAUCAACUGAAUUUUUAAAAAAUUUUAAAAUUGAAAAAUAUGGAAAUUUAUUAGAAUUAUCUCAUAAUAUAUUAACAUUAAUUUAUGGUGGGAAUUAUUCAGAUGUUAUUCCUUCUGAUAUUAAAUUGGAUUUAGAUAGAGUUUAUCAUGAUUUAGGUGGUGAAUUUGAAAAAAAAUGGAAUGAAGCUAAUGAAGCUAAUAAAGUCGGAUUAUGGAAACAAUUAUUCGGUUAA
Lodderomyces pseudojiufengensis is the source of this 483-nucleotide messenger RNA. RefSeq lists its product as uncharacterized. The record is from RefSeq and is a predicted model, not a curated record. NCBI's taxonomy places the organism in Eukaryota, Fungi, Ascomycota, Pichiomycetes, Serinales, Debaryomycetaceae. Bases 1 to 483 code for a protein of 160 amino acids. The transcript has a single exon.